Molecule: messenger RNA, 332 nt
Organism: Dibothriocephalus latus
Lineage: Eukaryota; Metazoa; Platyhelminthes; Cestoda; Diphyllobothriidea; Diphyllobothriidae
Source: the annotation of a GenBank genome assembly
GCCUGGAGUAUAUUCUGAAGGUGUUUGGCAGACUCUCCGAGUCUGGGGGCAACCUAACAGAGUACGAGGCGGCCGCCUUCCUACCCUACCUCGUCAUGAAGGUGGGGGACUCCAAGGACAACAUUCGACGCGACAUUCGGGCCAUUUUCCGCCUUGUGGUUACUCUCUAUCCACCUGCUCGGUUCUAUCCGUUCCUCAUUAACGGCCUCAAGUCCAAAGUAAACAAGGCGCGACAGGGUAAGGAGUCCCCUCCUGUACAUCCUCUCCCUUUUGCAAGGCCUCUAAACUGGAUAGCACUGUUGUGGUGGAAAAUAAAGAGAGCAGUUUACUAA